AUGACGUCUCUCGAGCUUCCCCGUAUCCUCAUCGUGGAUCACUUCGACUCCUAUACCCUUAAUCUGCUGUCGUUGUUGCAUCCUGCGGCGGCGGAUGGGCAAACUUCACAGCAGCAUCGAGAGGAACUCACUCGUAGGAUUGCCCAGCGUGUGGUCGUCCUGCCUCACACGCACCCACUCCUCGCACCUAAUGCCUUCCUCGAGCAUGUCCGGCCUCACAUCGAUGCCAUCAUCCUCUCGCCAGGUCCCGGCAGCCCAGAUAAGGCUGCUGACUUCGGAGCUGCAGAGACCCUUCUUAAGGACGUUCGCUUGGAUAUUCCCGUCCUCGGUGUCUGUCUAGGUCAUCAGGGUCUGGCUACAGCUUUCGGCGGACAAGUGACCCGCGCCAUCAGUGUCCGACAUGGUCUACAGAGCAGGCUCAAGAUCUCGAAACGUCCAGACGACUCGUCGCAAUCGCAGGAAAGGGCGCCAUCUAUCCUGGAAGGUGUGCCACAGGAUUGCCUCGUGGUGCGCUACAACAGCUUGGUCGUCGAUGCAGAUACUCUGCCGGACUGUCUAGAGGUCACCGCCUGGAGCUACGACAAGGUCUCAACCGCACCUCCUCCGAGACCGGGCAACACAAGGAAGCGCGUCGCGCCUCCGAUCAUGCGAUCCACAGCAGAGCCCCUCGCGCCAUUCAAGCAUCGCGAUGUUGCCAACCUGAGUCGAUCUCCGUCGACUGUACCAAUCUCUUCCCGCGGCGGCUCGGAGCGGCUCUCGGACAUUGGCGAGCUCGCCUUGUCCGAGGCAACGAGCGUCAGUGACAUCCAAGACGUGGACUGCGCCAUCGCGAACGACUCGACGUCUUCGCCGGCGAUCAUGGCGCUCCAGCACAAGACGCUGCCGUUCCACGGUGUACAAUUUCACCCCGAGAGCAUCGAAUCCACAUGGGGCCACACCAUCAUGACCAAUUUCUUGGACGGUGUCCGAAAAUUCUGGGAGCAAGUCUCGGCGAGAGACGGAGAUGGUGCAGCGCGAGAAGCGCGAGCAAGGAUCAGCUCCUGGACCGACACUCGCCUUGCGCUUCCCAGGCACAUCUCGCUCGCAGGCGAGCGCUGCCUUGCCAGCGACACUUCGACCUUGAUGAUUGCCUCUGCCUCGACAGCAAACGCGAAGCCCGCUCCCAUGAAGCUCCUGGCACGUCGAUCUGCCUCUCUCUCUGAUGACUGCAUGCCUGACAUGGUCGGCAUCUUUGAUCGGCUGUUCCGCCACCAGAGCCCCGCUGGAGCAGUGUGGCUAGAUAGCGCUCGGCACAAGGACCCACACAGCCGCUACUCCUUCAUGGCUCUCCCUUCUUUCGCGCUUUCAUACAAGGACGGCAGCGAUGCUGUGAUCGUCUCGGGAGACGAGCAGAGUCAUCACAACGCCCAACUAGGAAAGACAGCCCAACCAGCGACACUCUGGUCCUUCAUGGAUGCGUUGCAGCGCGACCUGCGGUCCUCGAUUGACAUGUCCGCGUCGAAAGGCUUGCUUGAUGACGAUCAGCAGGGCACGAUCUUCCAGACUGGCUUCUCUGGCUACUGGGGCUACGAGAUGAAGAACGAGAGUCUGCAGCUUGACACGCGGGUACCGGUCGGUAGCAGGGCGGACGACUUUGAUGCCGAGUUCCUCUACUGCCCCCGCGUGCUUGCGUUCGACCAUCACCUGCGCCAGUGGAUUGCGUUCGCUUUGGUUGAAGGCGCACAGCCGACCUCGCCUCGAACAGGACCGUUCGGAGAGGUGUCUGGCGCCCUCGAGUCCCUGCAAGCAGACGGCCGAUCCUGGGCCAAGUGGGGUCUGGAGAGCGGCAAGGCCGAAUCAUGGCUCGAAGAGGUGCUGAAUAGCGCCUUGCAGGCAAGUCAAGGCUCAGCGUUGCCGAAAGCAGCAUCAGAUGGCUCGGCGUUCCGCGAGGCGAUGCCGCCACUGCGACCACGCAUGCUGGCGGAAGACUACAUGGACCAGAUCGAGUCGGCGCGCGAGCUGAUCGCUGCGGGCGAGAGCUACGAGCUGUGCAUGACGAACCAGUUCCAAGGACGACUGGCGCCGCUCUCGUCGCUUCCCGAGACCGCCGAUACGGACCACUUUGACCUGUACUGCAAGCUACGCGCGCGCAACCCCGCGCCGUACUCUGCGUUCCUCCGACUGCCUUCGUUCUGCAGGCAGCCUGGGGUACGGCAACGCGGGCGGGCGAUUCUCAGCACGAGCCCAGAACGCUUCAUGCGCGUCACUGCGGAUGGGCUGGUGGAGAUGAAGCCGAUCAAGGGGACGCUUGCUCGUGCGGGCUACGCGCCGGGCGAGCACGACAUGCGCGCGGGUCACGGUGACGCGCAUCAGGAACUGAUCAAGCGCAAGUGGCGCGAGGCACAGGACGAGGCGCGCCGCGCCAAGCUCUCGGCAGAUGUCAAGGAGCGUGCCGAGAACCUGAUGAUUGUCGACCUCAUCCGAGCCGACCUCUUUUCGUUUUGCCACUCAGACAGCGUCGCGGUGCCAAAGCUGAUGCAGGUCGAGUCGUACGAGACUGUGCACCAGCUGGUGACGACGGUGACGGGGAAGCUCAAGGCGUCCGUCGGAACCACCGAGGCGGUGAGGAGGUGUUUCCCGCCUGGAAGCAUGACGGGGGCACCCAAGCGUCGCAGUGUCCAGCUGCUCGAGCGACUUGAAUUGAACCUCGCCGAUGCGGAGCGCGAUGAUGAUCUGCGCGCUCGCAGGGGGAUCUAUUCGGGUGCGCUCGGAUGGCUGGGCGUCGAUGGCGCCGCGGACUACUCUGUCGUCAUCCGCACGUUGAUUGCUAACGGAGACGAUGUCUCGAUCGGCGCUGGAGGCGCUGUUACGUAUCUCUCGGAUGCCAGACAGGAGUGGCAGGAGGUGCUGGACAAGGUUACAGCCCUCGCCACCAUUGACCUUUGA
Messenger RNA from Moesziomyces antarcticus, 2925 nucleotides. Its product is annotated as para-aminobenzoate synthase. Bases 1 to 2925 code for a protein of 974 amino acids. Gene Ontology annotation, biological process: L-tryptophan biosynthetic process. The transcript has a single exon. The record is from RefSeq and is a predicted model, not a curated record. Lineage: Eukaryota; Fungi; Basidiomycota; Ustilaginomycetes; Ustilaginales; Ustilaginaceae.